UCCGCUUCUGGCCAGAGAGAGAGAGAGGGAGAGGGAGAGAGCGAGAGGGAGAGAACUUGGAGCAGAGGAGACCGAGGUGCGGGACGGGACUGGCUGCUGCCUGCACUGGUCCCCCCCCUCCCAGCCUGCUCCCCGGAGGGCUUUUUCCUCCUUCCCGGCUCCCGCUCCCUCGACAAGCCUGUUCCUCCCCGGCCCGGCCCGGGGGCGGCUCUGCUGCGGGGAGAUGCUGUAGGAGGCGGUGCUGGGAGGGCCCGGAGGCCGAGGGGAGGACGCCGGCUGGAGCAGGGCGCGGCGGACGAUGGGCUCCCGCGGACCCGGACGAGCGCUGGCGUGCUGCCUGCUGCUGGCCGUCGCCUGCGGGCCGGUGCUGGGCCACCUGCCGCCCGACCAGCGGCCCCUGCAGGAGCCGGAGGGGACCCAGGAGCCGCCGCUGGACCACACGGAGAGGGCCGAGGAGGAGCAUGAGAAGUACAGCCCCCGGCAGGACGAGGAGGCCCCCGCUUCCCGGUGCUAUCGCUGCUGUGACCCCGGUGCCCCCGCGUACACCGCGGUGCCGGUGCCACAGAUCAACAUCACCAUCCUGAAAGGUGAGAAGGGUGACCGCGGCCUGCGGGGCCUGCAGGGGAAAUACGGCAAAACGGGUGCGGCGGGCGUCCGGGGCCACGUGGGACCCAAAGGGCAGAAAGGCUCCGUGGGGGCCCCCGGGGACCGGUGCAAGACCUACUACGCCGCCUUCUCCGUGGGCCGGAAGAAGCCGCUGCACAGCAACCACUACUACCAGACCGUGAUCUUCGACACGGAGUUCGUGAACCUCUACGGCCACUUCAACAUGUUCACGGGCAGGUUCUACUGCUACGUGCCCGGCAUCUACUUCUUCAGCCUCAACGUGCACACCUGGAACCAGAAGGAGACGUACCUGCACGUCAUGCGGAACGAGCAGGAGGUGGUGAUCCUGUACGCCCAGGUGAGCGACCGCAGCAUCAUGCAGAGCCAGAGCCUGAUGCUGGAGCUGCGGGAGCAGGACGAGGUGUGGGUGCGCCUCUUCAAGGGCGAGCGCGAGAACGCCGUCUUCAGCGACGAGUUUGACACCUACAUCACCUUCAGCGGCUACCUGGUCAAGCACGCCGAGGAGCCCUAGCCGCCUGCCCCCCGCCUGCCGCGGCCCCGCCGGGGGCUGCCCCCCCACCCCCCACUCCCGCCCCGCGCCGACGGCCCUGAGGUCCAGCACCAGGCCGGCUCCAUCAGCUCUUGCCCCAGUCCGGGCUGCCCCGGUCCCCGAGUCCCCAGCCUGGCAUUCGACACGAGGCCCUUCGCAGGAAGGGAGGGAGAAAUGGCCGUGCGGUUCCAGGACUUGCCGUCUCCGGAGACAAAGUCGAGGGGUGGGGGAACCUAUGGGGAGCAAAGCUCAGUAGCGCCCAGGCAGAGCCACGCACCCCGGGGUGGCCUCCAUGCCUGUCCCCCCGCAUCAGCUUCAGUCCCUCCUCUCAGCUCGUCGCCCACGGGCGGCGGCGGCCACCUGUGAUCCUCCUACCGGCCGUCAGGAUUAGAUGACACCUCCUCUAACCGUGCCCCUCCCCCCAGCACAAGGUCUCAGAUUCCUACAUCCCAGAGGGCUCAGCCUCCAGCUCCCGACGCCCCCCCUCAGGCCUGCGACCAGCUCCUGCGACGACGCAGGAGCAGGAGAGAGCCGGGAAGGGCUGGAAGGCUCCCCUCUGCCUGUCUCAGGGCUCCCGUGGGGCUCAGCCCCUGACACCGGGGAGAGGGCCUGUCCCACCGGUGGGGCCAGAGCCCCCUCUCCCGGGCGGGCAGGCGGGCUGCUGCCCCGAUUGGUGCUGUGGCCUGCGGCCCACGUUGGCCUGGCGGCCCUUCCUGCCUCUCAGGAACCCCCGCACCCCCGGGGCCGGUCCCUCUCCUGCCUGCCUGAGCCCCUCCAGGAGGCCUCCCGCCCACCACCAGGGGGCCUUGGCCUUGACCAGUGCCUCCACCCACCCGGGGCCUGGCCACGCCGCGCCCCUCCCCCUGAAGGACUUCUGCCGGUCAGACGUUGGGACCCACGCCCCACGGGGGCGCCCGCUGCCGCUUCCUGCUGUCCCGACGCCGCGCUCUCAGAAAACAUUAAACUUGGAACUGAGUUUCAGCA
Molecule: messenger RNA, 2140 nt
Organism: Phyllostomus hastatus (greater spear-nosed bat)
Lineage: Eukaryota; Metazoa; Chordata; Mammalia; Chiroptera; Phyllostomidae
Gene: C1QTNF1
Product: C1q and TNF related 1
Exons: 4
Coding region: 299-1138 (279 amino acids)
Molecular function (GO): protein binding
Source: RefSeq, a predicted model, not a curated record